This is a messenger RNA of Debaryomyces fabryi, 999 nucleotides long. RefSeq names its product Cgr1p (gene CGR1). NCBI's taxonomy places the organism in Eukaryota, Fungi, Ascomycota, Pichiomycetes, Serinales, Debaryomycetaceae. Gene Ontology annotation, biological process: L-ascorbic acid biosynthetic process. The coding region runs from base 1 to 999 and encodes 332 amino acids. Gene Ontology annotation, molecular function: gluconolactonase activity; calcium ion binding. The record is from RefSeq and is a predicted model, not a curated record. The transcript has a single exon.
AUGAGUGAGUUUCAAGUUAAAGCCAAGGAUAUAUUAUUUCCAGAUUAUAGAGGCCGGUUAACAGAAGGUGUGACAUACAAUCCGUCAAAUAACACUUUGAUUUGGGUCGACAUUAUACAAGGAGAAGUGCACCGAGCAUCGUUACUUGAGGGAAAGUUUGAUGAAAGCCAUGAAAAAUUGAAGUUCGAGGAUCCAAAAGAGUCGAUAGGAGCCAUAGCGUUGACCAGUGAUGAUAAUGUGAUUGUUAUAUGCGGCAAACAGGGGAUUGGCAAGGGUUCAUUUAAGACGGGCAAAAUUGAAUAUUUUUUGAAAUACAAUCACAACGAGACCCAAAGAAAGAGAUUGAGAUCGAAUGACGGGAUCAUUGAUCCAUGGGGGCAUUUGUGGAUCGGAGUUAUGACCGAUUUUGAGAUUACUGAACAAGAAGGUAAGGUCUCGCCAGAAGGAAAGUUGUACAGAAUCAAUUGCCAUGAUUUGACUAUUCAGACGAUGGUAGAUAACUGCUACAUACCAAAUGGAUUAGCAUUUUCCCAGGACCGAAAACAUUUUUACUGGACCGACUCGUUGACUCAUACGAUUUGGAAAUACGACUACGAUUACAUCCCUAAUACGCUAUCGAACAAGCGUAAGCAUAUUGACGUGAGAGAAGUGGAUGUUUUGGAGCAGUUUAGUAGUCCCGAGCCGGAUGGGUUGGUGAUGACGAGGUCUGGUGAUAUCUUUUCAGCCAUAUUUUCAACUAGCAGAGUGUUACAUUUCGACGAGCACGGCAAGUAUGUUGAGGAAUAUAAAAUACCGGCAGAAAGAAUAACCAGUGUAACCAUAGGGGGAAAGUCAAACGAUGAAUUGUACAUUACAACUGGACACCUUCACUUAAGCGAUUCGAGUGCGUUAAUUGACCCUACCAAUAAAACCGGUGACUUAGGUGGGUUUCUUUUUAGAUAUAAGUUGAAUAAACCACAUGAUGUACACGUUAAGCACAUCUGGGGCGGAAAGUUGUGA